AUGUCAGAAACUAUUGAAUUAGAAGAUCCAAAAAUUCCCAUCGUCAUGAAUAAAAAUAGAAAUGAAUUAGCAUUAAAUUAUUCGGUUAAAAUUGGUCGUGGAAUUUUACGAAUAAUCGGUGGUUGGCCACUUGACGAUGAAACAUCAAUCGUAGAAAAGAUUUACAGUUAUUUCGCGAACGCAUUUUGUUAUUUUUUAUUUACAUUUAUUUUAUUACCCGGUUUGUUAAGAAUAUUUGUAAUCGAACAAAAUGUUAGAAUUAGAUUGAAAAUAUUUGGACCAUUAUGCACGUGUUCAAUUAAUGCAACAAAGUAUAGUAUUUUAAUGACUCGUGGUAAAAAGAUCAAAGAGUGUAUGAAACAUGUCAAAGAUGAUUGGAAAAAGGUUGUAUUGGAAAAAGAUUAUGAAUCUAUGAUGUCACAUGCUAAAGUUGGUAGAACAUUGGCAGUAAUGUCAGCUUCGUUUAUUUAUGGUGCUGGAAUGUCUUAUCGUACGAUUUUACCAUUAUCAAAAGGUAAAAUGAUUAUUGGAAAUUUAACUAUAAGACCUUUAGCUUGUCCAAGUUAUUUCGUAAUAUUCAACGAACAAGAAACACCUGCUUACGAGUUGGUAUUUUUUGGACAAUUUCUUGCCGGUUUUGCCGUUUAUUCGGUUGCAUGUGGGGUCUGUGGUUUGGCAACAUUUUUGAUCAUGCACGUAUGCGGUCAACUUGAAAUUCUCAUGAGAAUGAUGAGAGAUAUUGUUGAUGAAAAGAAUGACAAUGAUUCUGAUCCUGAUAAACGUAUUGCCGAAGUAAUUCAACAUCAAACUCGUGCAAGGAAUUUUGUAAAGGAUGUGGAAGAAAUCUUGCAAUAUAUGUGCAUGGUUGAAAUAUUGGGUUGUACUAGUCUCGAAUGGGAAAACAGUGACACGACCGGAUUGGUCACGUAUUUUAUUUUUCUUUUAUCGUUUGCCUUUAACAUGUUCAUUUUUUGUUACAUCGGUGAACUUCUAUCGGAACAGGGUAUGAAAGUUGGAGUAACUUCAUGUACACUUAAUUGGAAUCGUCUUCCAACGAAAAGUGCACGAAGUUUGGUAUUGAUAAUACUCGCAUCUAAUCAUCCAAUUAAAAUCGUUGCCGGUAAAUUGAUGGACAUGUCGUUGAGUAAUUUUAACAAUAUAAUUAAAACUGCAGUUGGAUAUUUCAACAUACUACGAAGUAGCGUCUAA
Molecule: messenger RNA, 1209 nt
Organism: Polistes dominula (European paper wasp)
Lineage: Eukaryota; Metazoa; Arthropoda; Insecta; Hymenoptera; Vespidae
Product: odorant receptor 82a
Biological process (GO): detection of chemical stimulus involved in sensory perception of smell; sensory perception of smell
Cellular component (GO): plasma membrane
Molecular function (GO): olfactory receptor activity; odorant binding
Source: RefSeq, a predicted model, not a curated record